This is a messenger RNA of Aphis gossypii (cotton aphid), 2175 nucleotides long. RefSeq names its product GDP-fucose transporter 1 (gene nac). Gene Ontology annotation, biological process: GDP-fucose import into Golgi lumen; protein O-linked glycosylation via fucose. The transcript is spliced from 6 exons. The coding region runs from base 478 to 1464 and encodes 328 amino acids. Gene Ontology annotation, molecular function: antiporter activity. Gene Ontology annotation, cellular component: Golgi apparatus. NCBI's taxonomy places the organism in Eukaryota, Metazoa, Arthropoda, Insecta, Hemiptera, Aphididae. The record is from RefSeq and is a predicted model, not a curated record.
UACCGGACGUUUUUAUUCAAGUAAUAAUUAUUGUAUAUGAUUGUUAUUCAAUCACUGUUAUUAUCGAUUAACGAAUUGUGCGUUGGAAUAAUAAUAACGAUAAAAACAUAAUAUUUUUCGUGUCCACGGACAGACAUUUGACCAACACAAGCGUCUCGCGUGUACCCAUUACAGUCGCAACCCGCGAUUUCGAUAGACGUAACUUUUCGUAUUUUGUUAAGUUAUUUGAUGUUUAAAUUUUAGUAUACGUACAUUACCGUGAUUUAGGUAUUCAGUCAGACACGUAUGUUUUUUUUGUGCAAAUAGAAAAGAAUAAAAAAUAAAUUGUAACGACUAACGAUGUAACUAAACAGUUUAAAUCGUUGUGUGUCGUUUACCAAAAGUGUACGCGACGCGGAACGAAUACCCCAUACCUCCUCAAGUAUACUAACUAGUUACCAUCCACAUAUUUGUCAAAUAAAAUCGUUAUAUUUUGAGAUGAAGCUCGAUACUUUAUCGUGGAAAUAUAUCCGAAUAUUUUUUGUUGUCGUUAUUUAUUGGGUGGUAUCUAUUCUUACAGUAUUUGUAAAUAAGACUUUACUGAGUAUUGACCAUCUAGAUGUGGAUGCUCCUAUAUUCAUUGCGUGGUUCCAGUGUUUGGUUUCAGCUAUAAUUUGUUUCAUUUUAAGUAAUUUGUCUAAGACAUUUCCACAAGUAGUUCAGUUUCCUGAAGGAAAUCCAUUUAAUGCAGUAACUGUUAGAAAUGUAUUGCCAUUAUCAAUGUUAUAUAUUGCAAUGAUAUCUACAAAUAAUUAUUGUCUAAAAUUUGUUGAUGUCACUUUUUAUUAUGUUGGUCGAUCACUUACAACAGUAUUCAACGUCAUACUUUCCUACUUAAUAUUAGGUCAAACUACUUCAAUGAGCUGUCUCAUUUGUUGUUUUGCUGUAGUGUGUGGAUUUUUUUUGGGAGUAGAUCAAGAAAAUCUUUCAGGUUCAUUUUCAUUGGUUGGAACAUUAUUUGGAGUUAUAAGUUCAUUUUCUUUAGCAUAUUACUCUAUUCAAAUCAAAAAAGUUCUGCCUCUUGUGAAUAACCAAAUCUGGCUACUUUCUUAUUUUAAUAAUGUAUAUGCUACCAUAUUAUUCAUUCCACUUUUAGCGUUUGAAGCUAAAGAAUUGAGUAAUUAUAGUAAAUUGACUGAAUAUAAGUUUUUAAUCUUAAUGAUAAUUGGUGGUGUUUGUGGACUUUCAAUUGGUUAUGUAACAGUACUCCAAGUACAAGUCACGUCACCAUUAACUCAUAAUAUAUCUGGUACAGCAAAAUCAUGUUUUCAAACAAUAUUAGCUUCAUUCUGGUAUAAUCAAUGGAAGUCUUCUGUAUGGUGGUUUUCAAAUGUGAUUGUAUUGGGAGGAAGUGCCGCUUAUACUAUUGUAAAGAAUAGAGAAAUGGAAAAAAAAUACCGGCCAACAGCGUACAGUCGUUGUUAGUUUUAUUUAUUUUAUUAUUAUUUUAUAUGAGUUAAGCUUUGACCAGUUUUUUUAUAUAUAAAUUAUAUUAUUUCCUUAUUUUUUUACUCUUAACAGGACGCUACACCUGUAUGUAUUGUCUCUGCCUUACAAAUGUAAAAUAUAGCAAAAUCUGUUUUGCACGGGAAAAAAUGAGAAGGUUAAAGAAUAACUAAGAAACAAUAUUUUCAACACAUAUAAAGAAGAAUUUUAAGUGUAAAACGUCUUUUCUAUUUUUUUGAUAUUACUUAUACAAAAAAAGUUAUUCAAUUUUAAAAACCCCCAAAAAAAUCAAUUUUAAAACAAUAAUAAUUUUUUUAGCAUAAGUGAUAUUGAAAAAAUAAAAACGACAUUUCAUAGUUUAAGUUCUUUAUUUGUGGUGAAAAUUUUGUUUCUUAAUUAUGACUGUAGUCUUCUCGGUUCUUUCCCGUGCAAAACAGUUUUUACCAUGUUUUACAUUUGUAAGACGAAGACAACACAUAUGGGUGUAACGUCCUCUUAAUACCCUAUGUAAGGGGUCAACUACCUGCAAGAUCUAAACCAAUCUUGUUUAACCUUUGUAAUGAUCUUUUUUUUUUAUACAUUUAAAAAUAAACUAAAACAAUGGCAAGAACAUUGUGCUUUUUAUGUUUGUUGAUGUGAAACCAGUAUUUUAUUUUUUUAGUUUUCAAUAUAACUGUGCAUUUUCUUUAU